ACAGUGACGUCUUAUCAAUCUACCCCUCAUCACCUGACUUGCACUACAACUUCAUCUCCUCUUUUCUUUUCUUUUCUUGUCUUUUCUUUUACUUUUCUCUUCUCUUCUCUUCCUCAUUUUCAAAGAUAGUCGUAAUACUGCUAACCGGACAUGACUCCGGACCAAAACCCCCCCGUCCAAGUCCGCACGGACGAGGUGCCGACUGACAUUACCAAGCCGAAAUGGUAUCCUCGCGCAUUGAUCCGGCAGGCUGAGCGCUCGCAUCGUCGAUUGCCGGGGAUCAGGAAGGUUCCUCUUCGGGCUAUUGCUGCGAUUUUGUUUAUUGCGUUUUUGAACGUUUUGGUUUGGAUUGCUGCGGCUAUUGUGUUGCAUUAUUAUCCGUCUCUCGUGUCGAAUGCUGUGCUCUCGUAUACGCUGGGUUUGAGACAUGCGUUUGAUGCGGACCAUAUUUCCGCCAUUGAUUUGAUGACCCGGAGACUGCUUGCGAGUGGCCAGAAACCCGUGACCGUGGGCACCUUUUUCUCUUUGGGACAUUCGACAAUUGUGAUCAUCACCUCCAUUGUCGUGGCUGCCACUGCUGCUGCAGUUUCCUCUCGCUUCGACAGCUUCAGCACUGUUGGUGGAAUUAUUGGCACCUCUGUCAGUGCGGCGUUUUUGAUCCUCUUGGGUCUCAUGAACGCGUACAUUCUGUACAAGCUGUACAGACAGAUGCAAAAGGUCCUGAACCUUCCCGUCGGUCAAGAGGACGAGGCGUGGAAGGUGGAGGGUGGAGGAAUUAUGUUCAGUGUUCUCCGGAAGAUGUUCAAGCUUAUUGACCGACCAUGGAAAAUGUACCCCCUGGGAAUCCUCUUCGGUCUUGGUUUCGACACAUCCUCCGAGAUUGCCCUCCUCGGUAUCUCUUCCAUUGAAGCCGCACGCGGAACCAACAUCUGGGUCAUCCUCAUCUUCCCCAUCCUGUUCACCGCCGGAAUGUGCCUUCUCGACACCACCGACGGCGCCCUAAUGCUCUCCCUCUACAUCCAACCCGCCGCCAACUUCCUCCCACCAAAACAAGACGGCACCAUCGCCUCCGACGACCUCCUCACCGACCAAGAACAGCAACAACCAACCGAAGACAUCCACACAUCCCAAAACCACCGCGACCCAGUCGCCUUCCUCUACUACUCCAUCGUACUAACCACGCUCACCGUCAUCGUGGCAAUCGUGAUCGGCAUCAUCCAACUCCUCACCCUGGUGUUGAACGUCGCCGAACCAACGGGUAGAUUCUGGGACGGGGUGCAGACCGCGGGUGACUACUACGAUGCUAUUGGCGGUGGUAUCUGUGGGUGUUUCUUGGUUAUUGGUCUGCUUAGUGUCUUUGUUUAUAAGCCGUGGAGGAGAUGGAUUGCGCGCCGGAAUGGACGGCCGGUUGUUGAGCCUGCUAAUGAGGGGGACGCCCCCCUCACUCAAACACCAACCUUCACCUCCAGCCCCCCAAUCUUCGUCCUACCCACCCAUCUCACUCUCGACGAAUUACACAGGGUAGAAGAUAUCCUGGGCAAUCGCGGCGCGAGACUUACGUAUGAUGUCUCUGAAGCUAGGUUGGUGAUAGGCAAGAUAGGGCAGAAGAAGAGGGCGGCGUUGGAGUUGAGGGCUAGGGGGGUUUGGACGGAGGAGGUUUCUGUAUCGGGGGAGAUGGAUGGGGAGCCGCCGGUUAAGAGGAGGCGUGUUAGUAUUCGUGGUGAGGAUGGAAAGCGUAUUGGGCAGUUGCAAGAUGGAGAUGUUAGUACUGAGAGUGAGGGCGAGGAGGAUGGGGUGGAGAGUCGGCAUAAUCCUGGGAAGCAUUUACGGAAGAUGUCCGUAUCUGUUGCUUCGACUUCAACGGCUGGUUCAGAACAGGAGAAAGAUGUUAUCAAAGUCGUCAAGCUACAAUGGCUUGAAAAGUCAAUACAAGCACAAGAACUCCUCCCCAUUGACCCAUACAUCGUGUACCAAGCUCGCAUAAUCCAACCCCCCGCAACUUCGAAACCAACCACAGCAUCCGACAUAAUGCAACGAGCCCAACAGGAUGCCCUAUUCAAACCCCCGGCAGCACCAGCCUCACACUCCCACACCCGCCGCCAAAAAGAUGCCCCGGACAACGUCCCCGGCCAAAUCCACCCCAUUCCAAAACUCUACCGCCAAACAACCUCCGAACAUGACGAAAUCAUUCCCCUUCCCCCAGUCCCAGACUGGGUCAAGAACCGCAUCAUGUACGCCUGCAUGCGCUCCGCACCCCUCCACCCCCCAAACGAACGCUUCAUCGACCAACUGAUCAAAAUCCGCAAAACCCGCGACCUAACCCUUGACGAAAUCGGCGUCCGCGCAUACAGCACCUCCAUCGCAGCAAUCGCCGCAUACCCCUACCACUUCAGCCGCCCCUCGCAAAUCCUCCUCCUCCCAGGCUGCGACGCUAAAAUCGCAAACCUCUUCGCUGAAUUCCAAGCCAGUGACACCGGAAUCUGCCAAUCCGCAGACUUCCUAGACACAGACCCAGAUCUCAUGAUCCUAUCCCUAUUCAACAAUAUCUGGGGCGUAGGCGCCAAAACUGCACGAGACUUCUACUACACCCGCCAAUGGCGCGAUCUCGACGAUAUAGUCGAAUACGGUUGGUCCGCUCUCUCACGCGUACAACAAAUAGGCGUAAAAUACUACGACGAGUUCCUAGAAGGCGUACCCCGGUCUGAAACAGAGUCUAUCGCAUCCACAAUUCAGCGCCACGCAAACCUCGUUCGCCCAGACGCAGACUACGACGGCCACGGCGUGGAAUGUAUUAUCGUGGGCGGGUAUCGGCGCGGAAAAGCAGUCAGCGGGGAUGUAGAUGUUGUACUCAGCCAUCGCGAUGAAGCAGUAACUAAGAACCUUGUCGUUGAUCUGGUGAGUAGUCUCGAGAACGAGGGAUGGAUUACACAUACCCUGGCACUGCACAUGACGACCUCAAACCGCGACCAACAAACCCUCCCCUACCGCGGCGGCGAUAACUUCCCAGGUCGCCAUUUCGAUACCCUCGAUAAAGCACUCGUCGUGUGGCAGAAUCCUCACUUCUCUGACCCUGACCCUCAGUCAGAUACCGGUGGUCGAAAGAAACGAAACCCCAACAUUCACCGCCGCGUUGACAUCAUCAUCUCCCCCUGGCGCACCGUUGGAUGCGCGGUACUCGGCUGGUCCGGGGAUACGACCUUCGAGCGGGAUCUACGGCGAUAUGCGAAGAAGGCGCAUGGGUGGAAGUUUGAUUCGAGUGGUGUGAGGGUGCGGACGAGUGGGGGGCAUGUGUUGGAUUUGGAGAGGGGUGGGAAGACUUGGGAGGAGAGGGAGAGGAUGGUUAUGGAGGGGUUGGGGGUUGGGUUUAGGAGGGCUGAGGAGCGGUGUUCGAGGUGAUGAUUUACUUUGAUUUAGUUGCGUAGGUGUUAGGUAUAUUUUGGGUACUCCGUACAGAGUAGUUAGGGUUAUAUAUAUGCUGAAUCUACAUUGGACAAGUCAUAGUCAGGAUUGAUAUUGGUCAU
Aspergillus glaucus CBS 516.65 is the source of this 3521-nucleotide messenger RNA. RefSeq lists its product as uncharacterized. Gene Ontology annotation, biological process: DNA repair; nickel cation transmembrane transport. Gene Ontology annotation, molecular function: DNA binding; DNA-directed DNA polymerase activity; nickel cation transmembrane transporter activity. Gene Ontology annotation, cellular component: plasma membrane. The transcript has 8 exons. The record is from RefSeq and is a predicted model, not a curated record. NCBI's taxonomy places the organism in Eukaryota, Fungi, Ascomycota, Eurotiomycetes, Eurotiales, Aspergillaceae. The coding region runs from base 151 to 3396 and encodes 1081 amino acids.